AGACUUGUUUGCCUACCGGCACGCAGCCUAUCCCUGUCCCCAGGACAGUUCUGGACCCUCCAUCAGCGGUUCCCGCUCAUAGAAGUGAUAAGGAUCAAGGCGGAGCUGUCAUAUUGCUGACUACAAAACCUUUCCUGUGGGGCUUUUGCCAAGAUUCUCUUUAAACACUUCCCCUCUCACCUGAUAACUUCAGUAGUGCUUAAGAUUCCCUGCUGUCCACACCUCGGCUCUCUCCCAGACUUAGGUUGGCUUCCCUCCUUUGGUUCUCAGCUGCUUGGAAAGUCGGACAAGAUGUUUCGCUGUGGUAUGGACUGUGAACGAUGCCGGUGGAUCCUGCCCAUGCUACUGGUCUGUGCCAUCACCUUUGAUAUCUUAGCGCUGACUGGCCGCGGCUGGCUGGAGUCAAGUACCAAAAUCCAGACAUCCUCUCUCUGGUGGAAGUGCCCCCAAGAGGUUGGCCCCAGCGGAACUGGCUCCUUUGAAGAAGGCUGCGAGACCCUUAUGCACUAUGCCUGGGGAAGAGCAGCGGCUGCCACUCUCAUGUGUGGCUGCAUCAUUCUCGUCAUCUGUUUCGUCCUCUCCUUCUUUGCUCUUUGUGGACCACAAAUGCUUGUUUUCCUUCGAGUGAUUGGAGCCCUGCUGGCCCUUGCUGCUGUGUUUCAGAUCAUCUCCCUGGUUAUUUACCCAGUGAUGUAUACCCGGCAAUUCCUCCAAGCUGAUAUUGUUACCAGGUAUUAUUACAACUGGGCUUAUGGCUUUGGCUGGGCAGCUACCAUUAUCAUGAUAGGCUGUGCCUUCUUCUUCUGCUGCCUCCCCAACUAUGAAGAUGAUCUCCUGGGCAAUGCUAAACCCAGGUAUUUCUACACAUCAUCUUAAGAGCUGAGAGUAAAAACAGAAGAAUAUUGAUACUACUUUGACAACUGGAUUCCAGAGACAGAAAGACACUCAUUCCUUUCCACACCAUACUGAACUUAUAUGUCUACAGAGACAUGCAAAGGAUUCAGCUGUUUUUGAGCAAUUUUUUUAAAUGCCAUAAAAAUUCGAGAUAAAUAUCUUAAAUGGUUUUGUAUUUUUGUAUGCAUGUUUCAAGGGAAUUAUUGUGUUAGAUUUUCCUUGUUCCUUUCAAUUCAUUACUAAAAAUAUGCCAAAGUUCCCCAGAAUCUCUCUUUAAAAUUUAUAUGUCAUUUGUAAAAACAUUACAAACCUAAAAUAAUCAUCGUAUAAAAACAGAAACUGGAAUUGCUUUAGACAGUCAGGUAAGGUUUCUAUUUGUCUUUACUUAAUGGACUGGGUUUCCUAAGUUGGGCCAAAGGAGAAAGAGAAGAUAUUUUAAAAGUUAGCAAUAAUUGUUCUCAGCUGAAUAUUUUAAGAUAUGCAAAAUAUGUUUUCCAAUUCAUCUUUUUAUCUUUUUAAAAAGCAUGGUGAUAACCUGUACCCUUAACAUUAUCCAUAAUUUCUCAUUAACCCCAUAAAUCUAUGAAUUUUUAUUAAAUUCCAUGUUAUACUGAAAAUAUCAUUUAAGAAAACAAAAGAAGAUCAAUAUUAUUUUUCCUAGUGGGCCACUCCUUGUUGCAGCUGGAACCCUCAUUUUGGAGUAAAACAUUAAGACGAGUUUUUCUUCUUUAAAGUGGUGCUUUGGGUUGGGCUAAGGUAAAAGCACUAUACUCACUGGUCUGUAUUAUUUCUUUGUCUAUAUGACUCUGGCUAGAUUAGACCAGAUUAGAAAAUGGGGGUUAUUUUUACUUACAGUGUACAUGCUAUGCACAUAGCCCCCAUGAUGGAAUUGAAUUUUUCAGUUCCAGUCUGAUUUGGCUGCAUCCUUAUCGCUAUGGCCUGAAAUAGUAGAAAGAUUGUACUUUAAAGCCUAAAAUGCAGCAAAAAGUCUGGUGGUCCUUGGUAAGUAAUGUACAGGUUAAAAAUUUUAAAUUAAAAAAAAAUUCACUGAGCUGAAUAAAAAAGCACUAAGAAAUGCCAUUUCUAUAAAUGACUGUACAAUGAUGUGUUUGGUUUUUUACCAUUUAUAUUAGUUAACAGAUUGAAAGUCAAAACUGUAUUUAUUUAUCAAUUAUCCUUUUGUAUAUUGCAGUAUAAGCAGUUGCAAAUAGUUUUCAUUAUAAUCUCUUCCUAAUAAACCAGGUCACCUGUUA
This is a messenger RNA of Monodelphis domestica (gray short-tailed opossum), 2147 nucleotides long. RefSeq names its product p53 apoptosis effector related to PMP22 (gene PERP). Gene Ontology annotation, cellular component: cell-cell junction; membrane. Lineage: Eukaryota; Metazoa; Chordata; Mammalia; Didelphimorphia; Didelphidae. Gene Ontology annotation, biological process: cell-cell adhesion. The record is from RefSeq and is a predicted model, not a curated record.